AUGCAACAAGAAUGGAACCAUCAUCUCUUUGAAGGAUGUGUUUUUAUCCAACCACCUACUGAAUUACAAGAAAAUUCUAAUCCUAUUCAACCAGCAUUCUCAUUUCCUUCUGCUUUCAAAGCACCUUCAAAUAUUCAUCUAUUUCUUUAUCCAGAAUUACCAGAAACUGAUUUUCUUCCUAGUUAUUUUAUUGUAACGUUUACAACACCAUCAGGCACACAAUAUGGUCAUACAUUAAGAACAGAAGAUGGCAGUAUUUGUCUUGAAAAAUAUCUCAAUGAUAUUUUAGAAUCUCCAGAACGUCCUCUUUCAACUGAAAAAAUUUUAGAUAUGGAUAUUCCUAUUGUUGUUGAGAAACUUCUUCUUUCUCAAGUCAUGUUAUUAUUUAAUUCUAUAUUAUGUGAAAGAAGAAUUAUUGUUGUUGGUAGUAACUAUGAAACAGUUACUUGUUUCAUUUUAUCAGCACUACAACUUAUUGGGCCAUUGUCUUGGCCUCAUCCCAUAGUUACACUCUUACCACGUUGUUAUAGUGAAUUAGUUGACCUUCCAACUCCAUUCAUUUGUGGGAUAUCAACAUACCAAUUUUCAUUAAUGCAACCAUUAACAAAUAAAGUAGUUGUUGUUGAUUUAGACAAUGGAACUACUCGUUCAAACGACCCUCUUAUGAUACAACAAGAUAAAAAUUUAUUCCCAGAAUUCGCAACACAAUACCUAAGAGAAAGUUUAAAGAGUGUUUUGAUGGAAAUGCCAAAACAAAUACCAGUCAUGCUUAAACAAACAUUUAAUCAAUAUAUUCUUAAACUUCUUCAAGCACCAGAAACAUUUAUUUCAUUAAAAAAUAAACGAGGGACAUUAGUUGCUGAAAUGGAUAUGAAAAAAUAUAAGAAAACAUAUAAUUACAAAGCAGGAAGUAGAAAAUUCAUUGAUUUCUUUUCUACAACUGGUGCAUUUGAUCAAUAUUUACAAAAGAUAGAAAAUGAAAUGUUGAAAGGAGGUGGACAAACAGUUGAUCCACCUGAACCUAAUUUUUGGGAUUCAUUAUUCCAAUUCAAUUUUCCAACUGAUGACCUCACUAAGCAAAGAGGAAAACAAUAUAAAAUGCAAUAA
Molecule: messenger RNA, 1107 nt
Organism: Entamoeba nuttalli P19
Lineage: Eukaryota; Evosea; Mastigamoebida; Endamoebidae
Product: DENN (AEX-3) domain containing protein
Exons: 2
Coding region: 1-1107 (368 amino acids)
Source: RefSeq, a predicted model, not a curated record